Messenger RNA from Lolium rigidum, 1572 nucleotides. RefSeq lists its product as uncharacterized. The transcript is spliced from 4 exons. The record is from RefSeq and is a predicted model, not a curated record. NCBI's taxonomy places the organism in Eukaryota, Viridiplantae, Streptophyta, Magnoliopsida, Poales, Poaceae. Bases 1 to 1572 code for a protein of 523 amino acids.
AUGCUGGCUCAUCUUUCCGCUGCACUGCAGGACACGACAGAGGAGACGCCGGCGAUGCCUUCCUCCUCCGUCGAGCCGGAGAACGGUGUCGCCACCGCAGCCUUCGUGGCGUCGAGUCCCGCGGUCGACGAGCGCCUGGUCUCCUCCCUGCGCACGCAGGCCGAGGUCGAUCUCCUCUGCAAGAACCACGGCGUUCCGAGCGUGUACACCGGGCGCCCCGCCGGCGACGACCGUCGCGCCUGCACGCCGCCGCCGGGGUCCCUCUGCGUGUAUGCACACGCGCUGGAGGCCGGUAUGCGCGUCCCGCUGCACGGCUUCUUCUGCGAGGUGCUCGCCCACUUCGGCAUCGCGCCGAGCCAGCUCGUGCCCAACGGGUGGCGCGUCAUGGCGGGCUUCCUCGCGCUCUGUCGCUCCGUCGGCAUGCCGCCGUCGCUCGCCGUGUUCCGGCGCUUCUUCCUGCUGGUCAUCGUCAACAGCAAGGUCAAAGGCUGGUACUGUUUCCGUGCCAGAGACAGCUUGGGCCUGCGAUUCACGGGGCUGCCGAAUACCCCCAUGGACUGGAAAAAGAUGUUUUUCUUCCUAUCGUCGCCGGAGCCGUGGCCUUGCCCUGUGGAGUGGGGCGAGCCGUCGAUGAGCUCAUUCGUAAAUCCGGUGCUAACCAGAGAGGAGGAGAGAUCCGCGAAGAAGCUAUUGGAUGCUUAUUGCGGCGGCGGCGGCGCCGUUGAUAUCAAGACAUGCCUGUGCGAUGGCAAGCUUGCCGGCUCCAUGGUAACUGCCACAUCUACACCGCCGCCGCCGCCGGCUUCUGCUUCUACCUGUAUCACUUCCAGUUCCAAAGGAAUGGAUCCCUCCGUCUACAUCAUGAUGAAAACUAUGCUUGCGGAGAGGGCGGCCGCGCAAGCGUCGGCGUCGACGAAGGAGGUGAAAGCUGAGCCGGGCAGCAACGCGCCUUUCUGCGGGAACAAGAGGAGUCUGGAGCAGGCGAACGGGGAGGAAGGCGCGCCUCCUUCUGUGCUGACGAGCACGCCGCUACCCGGCCCGUGUCCGCCGCCGGGCUUCUCUAGGAAGCGACCGCACUUUCCCAGCAGGCACAGCGGAGACACCACGAAGUGGGAAGCUGCACGGGAGCUGCUGCAGGGCGCCGUCGCGCCGCCGCAGGAGCGCGUGUUCGCGGCGAGCGAGCCUUCCGAGGUCGUCAGAUCGAGCUACGCUGCGAUUCUGGAGGCCGUGAACUACGCGUCGUUCUCCCUGAGCUACGCGCUGGAGCUGGAGGAGAAGCUGGUGGCGCGGGACGCGGAGGUGGCCGCACUGCGGGCGCAGCUGGACGAGGCCAAGGCGAAGCUCGCCGCUGUGAAGCGGCCAGCCGGAGAGGCGGAGCUGGAGAGCGCCGUGACGGUGGCAGUGCAGCAUACCCUGGGAUCUGAGGAGCACGUCUGGCGGCGCGCGGAGCACGCCGUGGAGGGGUGCGAGCGCUGGCGAGUAGAUGACUGGCCGAUGAUGGAGCAGAAUGGCCGGCACAAGAGACGGACAGAACCAUCCACCAAGUACGAUCCCAAACAAUGGGUUCUGUAG